CCGUCUUCUCGGUCGCAACCCAGCAAUCGAAGCUCUGCUCCCUGCUCCCGCGAAAUCUCAAUCUUCCGCCUUCGAGCUCCCGCUGCUCCCGCCAAAUCACGCUCCUGCUCCCGCGAAAUCGAGCUCCUGCUCUGCUCCCGCCAAAUCCAAUAUGCCGCGCCACCGCCGCUGCAGCCGGCUGCGCCGCAUCGUCGGCGGCGUCUCAGUCGGAGCUCUCCUGCUGUUAGCCGGAAGCGGAGGCCACAACGCCUACGCGGGCCGCCCGGUCUUCUCGUUGCCCCUCGGCCUCGGCGCCCCCUUCCCGCUCGUCGCCGACAGUCCGGCGCCCCCGCCCUUCCCGUUCGCUGCCGACUUUUCGCCGUCGCCGUCCCCGUCCCCGCAAUCCCAAUACUCGCCCUUCCGCCUCAGCGAUGACAGCCUCGCGCGGCGCCUUCUCCCCGCCGCCGCAGGAGGCGGAUGCGGUGCUCCUUCCCGACCAGGAGGUCCUGGUCCUCGACGACACUGAGCCUACCGGCGACUCCAUCUGCGCCUUCCAGGGUGGGGCGUCCUCCCCGGCGAGACCGCUCGGGAGGCUGCCGGCGUCCGGGCUUCACGCAUACGUCUGCCGCCUUCCCGAGCCAGCGCAGAGCUUCCAGCAGCUCCAAGCGCCGCUCUUACUCCACUCCUCCACCUCCUCGGCCGCCGCAGCUGCUCCAGAUCCUCCUUCUCCUUCUCCGGGCCGCGCAUUGCUUAACUGGAGCAGCGACCCGAUAGUGUUUGACUCGGCUCUUCUGGACGGAGGCGACGUGCUCGUCUUCGCUAAGGGAAUCAGCCGCCGCCAAGGUCUUCGGUGCCUGUAUCGCUACAGCGACGGCGCCGAUACCAUGCGGGCAUCUACGCCGGCAAUCAGCUCAGUACAGCAAGUUACUCGCUGCCCCUCGCCGCCUACACCUGUCAAGUCAGGAGGAAGCACCAAGGUUCUUGUCACACUAGGGGUCACCGGCGAGGAUCCCAUGCCCUCCCUUGCAACCUUUCGUCGACAGCAAGCUGAAUCUUCUUCGCUGACUCCCCACAAGAGUUCAAUUUGCGCCUGCACAAUGGGACGCAACAUCUCCAAGUUUCUCAGGGAGUGGGCACUCUACCAUAGUGCGAUUGGGGUGGAUCAGUUCUUUAUCUACGAUAAUGGCAGCGAGGACAACUUGGCAGGCCUAGUGGCGCAGCUCAUAUCCUCCGGGCUCAACAUCACAACCGUGCCAUGGCCUUGGACCAAGGUCCAAGAAGCUGGUCUGUCUCAUUGCGUGGCCACACAGCAAGCUUCGUGCCAAUGGAUGGCUGUCAUAGAUGUUGAUGAGUUCAUCUUCUCAACAAGCUGGGCAGGAUUGGAGAAGCCAUCAAAAUCUUUGCUAGAGCCCGUCAUUUCUGUUGAUGACAGCGUUGGCCAAAUAUACCUUGCUUGUUAUGACUUUGCCCCCUCGGGCCAAACAGCACAUCCACCAGAGGGGGUCUGCCAGGGCUACACUUGCCGGUUGAAGAACCCGCAGCGGCACAAAUCCUUGGUCCGUCUCGACGCCGUGGAACCAUCCCUCAUGAAUGUGGUCCAUCAUUUUAAGCUCAAGCCUGCUUUCAAAAGCAUCUGGACCGUGCUGGCACGUAUUAACCACUACAAAUACCAAGCUUGGUCGGAGUUCAAAGUCAAGUUCAAGAGGCGCGUGUCCGCUUAUGUGGCUGAUUGGAAAGAUCCGAUCAACCUCGACUCAAAGGACCGGGCUCCUGGCUUAGGAGUUGAUGACACCGAACCAAAAGGCUGGGCCCAAAGAUACUGCGAGGUUAAAGACAAUAUCCUUCAGCUGUUAACUGCAAGAUGGUUCGGUGUCGGAUUUGGGAACCCUCAUUAGCUCCAGUCAGAUCAGGUAACACACACUGGUAAGAUCUACCACCUCUCCCCCUCUUUUACAUAGUAAUUUCUGUUUAUUUACACUAACAAAACGUAAAUCAAAACCACUAAAUUUUCCAGAAUUAAAAAUUAUCUCUUAAAUUGGAUGGUAUACACCUUUUAAAUAGGCUUUAGUUUUUUUUGUGUGAAUAAAAAUAGGCUUUAGGUUGAUGGGGAAGCACCACAAUAUGUGUGUGUUGCUCAAUGAUGAACAUACUCCCUCUAGUCUAGUUCUGAAGAAGCCCCCAUAAUGCAACUUUUACUGCUUAUUUUCGUUAACUAUAAAACUCUUCAAAUUUAUACUUCUUUAAAAUACUUUAUGAGAGAUAACCGUUAUUUUUAUUAUACAUUAUAACUGUAAAGCUCUUCAAGACAAUAUUGUUUUGAAAAUACUUAAUGACAUAAACCUACACAUUGUUUUCACAUAUCCAAUCCAAAAAUAUUAUGAAAUAUAGUGAGUCAAAGUUUGGAAAAAGUUAAUUAAACCCAUGCCUAAACCAACAACUUCUCCAGAACUAGAAGAGGGAGUAUAAUAAUAACCUGAGAGCAUUUUCCCUAUCGAUAUUUUUUUUAGAAAAGGACCCUAUCGAUAGUUAGCAGUUUGUUUUCGCUAUUCAUGCUCUUGCUGUUCUUUUUCCAUCUUGAACUGGUAAGAACAGAUUUAUGUUCAUUUUGCCUUAAUAUUGGUUCUCUUGCUAAAAUUGGAUGACUUCUUUUCCCUGAAUGAUUUUGGCUUAACAGUUGGGCUUAGAUCAGUUGAAUUUAUAAUGCUUAGCUGGAGCACGACAUGAAGCCUGUUUUUUUUUUGGGGUCUGUGUGGGCUGGAUUACUAAUCAGUGAAAGCUUCACACAAAUGAUUUCAAAUCUUGUUUGUUGAUUAAGGUCCAUUUCUUAAGUAUCUAUUGGCUGAUCGUUAUGGUUGUUUGGCUUCUAUUCUGAAACUAUUUGAUUGAGAUGCUGGUCUACACUUUGUUGGCUUCUCUUUAAAAAACGAAUCUUGGUUUAUGAAUUAUGACGCAGUUAAGCUUUGGCUUGUAUGGUUCUGUUCCAGUUUUGACUUGUUUUAAUUAGCUGGAAACAUCUUUGGAAAAAGUCUUUCUUGAUAUGGAACUCAUAUAUCAAAAUGCAUCUCCAAUGGAGAAUGCGACAUUGUCAGACUGACCUUGCAAGUUGAACGUGUGAACCAGUGUAUUGAAAAUUACCUUUGGUGCCUGGUUUCUACCGAUCCGAAGAAAUGGGUUCAGUAUUUACCCAUGGCUGAAUAAUGGUACAACAGUUCUUUUCAUUCGUCUCUCCAAGAGACUCCUUUUGAGGCCUUAUAUCGAUAUCCACGGCGACAAAUCACGCAUGAAGAAAUAUGCAGAUCGCAAGCGAGUCGGAAGGACUCUCGCAGUAGGUGACAUGGCUUACUUGAAGCUUCAGCCAUAUCGUCUGAAUGCUUUUGGCCUUCGCUCUCACAUGAAGCUGCAAAAGAAGUUCUACGGACCAUUUCGAGUACUGUAUCAUGUGGGCAGUGUGGCAUAUCACCUGCAGCUGCAAACGUGGGUAUCCACCCAGUGUUCCACAUUAGCCAGCUGAAUUUUCCUCUGGAUGACGCAACUUGGGAAGACGUGGAUUUCAUGAAGCAUACAUUCCCAGCCUUUUUCAAGAAGACAGUCAAAGCAUGGCGUCGUCAACCUUCAGCUUCUUGAAGACAAGAUCGCGCUCACAAGGGGGCAUUGUGACUGAACUUGCAAGGUGUUUUAGUCUUCAGUUAACUGUACCGGUUCAGAUAAUGAACGGCUGGGAUCGAUGACGGAGAAGAAGAUCGGAUGGCUUGCAUUCGCUCAUCGUAUACCUCUAGCUUAUUUACUUUUUACUGUUGCUUUUCUUUCCUCUUUAUUCUCUCCUUGCCAACCACGGCUGUAACAGAACAAUGUAUGCGUUACACGGGAUAAGCCCCGAUCAAUCAAUAAAGCACUACGCGGCCUCCCAUGGGAGGUGAGACGCAUCUGAUAUUUCA
Molecule: messenger RNA, 3914 nt
Organism: Triticum aestivum (bread wheat)
Lineage: Eukaryota; Viridiplantae; Streptophyta; Magnoliopsida; Poales; Poaceae
Product: glycosyltransferase family 92 protein Os08g0121900-like
Exons: 2
Coding region: 411-1874 (487 amino acids)
Cellular component (GO): cytoplasm
Molecular function (GO): glycosyltransferase activity
Source: RefSeq, a predicted model, not a curated record